AUGGCAGCCGCCGUGGCCAACGAAACUUGCGAUGCUUUUGGUCCCCAAUCAAAGCCCUGCAAGCUGGGUGCCAUGGUGCGCUAUGCCGUCAACGCCAGCUCCCCAGACGACUUCAUCCAAACCAUUCGAUUCUCCCAGGAACGAAACAUUCGUCUCGUCAUUCGCAACACAGGCCAUGAUUAUGCGGGAAAGUCAACAGGUGCAGGCGCACUAUCCAUCUGGACCCAUUAUGCCAAGGAUAUUAACUUCCUGAACUAUACCAGCCCGCACUACACAGGACCAGCGGUCCGGAUGACCGCGGGUAUCCAAGGUACAGACAUCAACGAGGCGGCCCAUAAAAAAGGCCUGGUAAUCGUAGGCGGGGAAUGUGCCACUGUCGGCCCCGUCGGGGGCUUUACGCAAGGAGGAGGCCACUCAGCUCUGAGCUCUCGGUUCGGUCUUGGAGCCGACCAGGUGCUGGAAUGGGAGGUGGUAGAUGGAAUGGGACGAUUACUAACUGCAUCGCCCACCGAGAACCCAGAUUUGUACUGGGCUCUCAGCGGAGGUGGAGGCGGGACAUAUGGCGUCGUGUACGCCAUGACCGUCAAAGCGUUUCCCGACUUCCCCGUCACAGGCGUCGUUCUUGAAUUCAAGAACAAAAAUCCCACGUCGGACCGUUUCUUCCAAGCCGUAGGCCACUACCAUCGUCACCUGCCUACAUAUACUGCGGCUGGUGGGAUGGGAAUUGCACAAAUCACAAACUCCUCGUUCUUGCUCACCCCACUGACACUGCCUGCUCUUACAGCAGUUGACGCAAAGAAAUUGCUGGCACCAUUUUUGGAUGAUCUGCGUGGGCUGAACAUCUCUUAUACACUGAACAUCACCCAGUCGGCCUCGUAUUUCCAGCAUUAUAUGAAACUGAUCGAGCCCAACCCGACUCAACUGGUGCAAAACGCUCAAUACGGUGGUCGUCUUCUUCCGCUUGAUGUCAUUCAGAAUAAUAACACUCAGCUCACGGAUGCGGUCCGGAAAAUCACCGAGGAUGGGGCUAUCUUCGUGGGCAUUGGUCUCAAUGUCUCGUCAUCUGUGACCGGCAAUUUGUGGAAUUCAGUUCAUCCUGCAUGGCGUACAGCAGCAAUGACUGUCAUAUUAUCUACGAACUGGCCCGCCGGUGCCAACCUCGCUGAGAUGAAAACGCUGGCAAAUCAAAUGACGACAAAAUGGGCUGAUCCCCAACAACCAAAUUGGCAACACACCUUUUACGGUCGCAACUAUAAUUCAUUGUACGCGAUCAAGAAGAAAUAUGAUCCGUUCCAGACGUUCUAUGCUACGACAGCAGUGGGCAGUGAAGACUGGCAAGUUGAGGAUGGUGGUCGUUUGUGCCAGGCCACCAGAAUGAAUUGA
Molecule: messenger RNA, 1383 nt
Organism: Penicillium griseofulvum
Lineage: Eukaryota; Fungi; Ascomycota; Eurotiomycetes; Eurotiales; Aspergillaceae
Product: FAD-dependent oxidoreductase
Exons: 4
Coding region: 1-1383 (460 amino acids)
Molecular function (GO): oxidoreductase activity; FAD binding
Source: RefSeq, a predicted model, not a curated record